Triticum urartu is the source of this 1467-nucleotide messenger RNA. Lineage: Eukaryota; Viridiplantae; Streptophyta; Magnoliopsida; Poales; Poaceae. The record is from RefSeq and is a predicted model, not a curated record.
UCGAAGUACCACAAGCAAUGGCUUCUGCCAUUCCUUCUCUGCUGUUCUGCCUGCUCGUUCUCGCCCCUCAUCUCGGUAGCUCCUACCACACCAGCUUCAUCAAUGGCGGGAAGCAGACCUUCGUCCGCUCGUCCGAUUCGAUGGCCCCGCCGACCUGCUCGCCAGCGCCUUCAGAUGGCGGUGAAGUACCGGCAGGACGCCUACCUGUAGUGCACCGGCUGAGCCCGUGCUCUCCUUCCGGCGCCGGCGAGGGCCAAAGCAUGCUAUCUGCCGGCGACGCCUUCGACCGCGACUCCCUCCGCCUGCGCGCUCUCUUCGGCGAGUCGGAGCCGGAGGACUCCAAGGCUGGCCUCACCAUCCCCGCGACCGGCGCUCCCCUCGCGGCUCUUCCGGGCGCGGCGGACUACAGCGUCGUCGUCGGCUUCGGCACCCCGGUGCAGAAGCUCGCCGUGGGCUUCGACACGGCCACGGUGGGGGCCACGCUGCUCCAGUGCAAGCCGUGCUCCGCCGACGGGGACCCGUGCGUCAGGUCCUUCGACCCCUCCCGGUCGCACUCCCUCGCCCAGAUCCCGUGCGCCUCGCCAGAUUGUCCCCUCAGGGCUUGCAACGGGCCCAGGAGCUGCACGGUCGCCCUGAAGAAGAAGGGCGCCGUGCUGCUCAACGCCACCGUCGUCACCGACACGCUCACGUUCUCGAGGUCGGUCCAUGCCGACGAGUUCAGGUUCGCUUGCUUGGAGAUGGGCGCCGCCGCCGACACGACGACGGAGAGGUCGUCCGGAGUCCUAGACCUCAGCAGGGAGCGCCACUCGCUGGCGUCACGGGUCCUUGUGUCUCCGGACACGGUCGCCUUCUCCUACUGCCUGCCGGCGGACCCGGGCUUCCCGGGUUUCCUCUCCCUGGGCGCGACCCGGCCGGAGCGCUCGGGCCGCGGCGUGGUGGGCGGCUACGCCACCGUAUGGGACAAGGCUUCCCACCCGAACCUCUACUUCCUCCGGCUCGUCGGCGUGAGCGUGGGCGUGCGGCAUCUCCGCGUCCCGCCCGCCGCGCUCGCCAGCGACGCGCUGCUGGAGGUGCACACCACCUUCAACUACCUCAGCCACCACGUGUACGCGGCUCUCCGGCACGAGUUCAGGGAGCAAAUGCGGGAGUACCGCCGGGCGCCGCCGCUGGGGGAGCUCGAGACGUGCUACGACUUCUCGCGGGAGAGCUCUUACUCGGUGCCGAUGAUCACCCUGAGGUUCCACGGCGGGGCGGAGCUCGUCAUCGACCACAUGCUGUACUUCAAAGACCCCAGAAACGUCUUCGGCGUGGCGUGCCUCGCGUUCGCGCCGGCGCCGGCCUACGCGCCCGCCGGCGUCGCGGUGGUCGGGUCGAUGGCGCAGGCCAACAUGGAGGUGGUCUACGACGUGCGUGGUGGCAAGGUUGGCUUCGUCCCAAACGGCUGCUAACUCGUCGAUCAAAUCAUCA